Molecule: messenger RNA, 413 nt
Organism: Prorocentrum cordatum
Lineage: Eukaryota; Dinophyceae; Prorocentrales; Prorocentraceae
Source: the annotation of a GenBank genome assembly
GCCCUGUACCUACAGUCACCGCUGCAGAAGCUCGUCAACUGUCAGAGCUGUCCAACAAGGCGGGGGACAAGUUGGCAGCACAGCGCUAUGACCUCAUGGCGAAGCACCUGGAGGUUGCAGACAAGCCGCCACCUGAGCUGUCGGCACAUGCCCAGAUGCAGAAGGCUCACAGGGACGUUCAGCAGCUUGAGUCUCGAGCUGAAAAGGAUUUGCAGCGCCUCGCGAAGACUCGAGACCGUCUCAAGCUGGCGGACAAGGAGUACAAGGCUGCGCUGGUCAAGCUGCAGGCUGCGAAGGUCGAGCCCCAGAUGCAGUCAGCCACGCUCAAGCUGGGUGACCUCGUCUCGGGCAAGUUCAGCAUCGAGUCCUUCAUCAACUGCGACGACCUCCUCGAGGACUUUGCGGCAGGAGAG